AUGAAGACUUCAACGAUUGUCACGAUAUCCGUCGGGACUGUCGUAUCAGGAUUGCUUGCAUAUGCAGUUUAUUUCGAUUACAAGCGAAGAAAUGAUCCCGAGUUCCGAAAAGCUUUGAAAAGAGAAUCACGGAGGCAGGCCAGAUUAGCGAAGGAAGAGGCCGAAAUCCAAGGCAAAAAGCAAAGAGACGAAGUCAAGAGAGUAGUCCAAGAGGCUAUCGAAGAGGGUUUCCCGACCGACAUCGAGGAGAAGGAGGCCUUCUUCAUGCAACAGAUUGCUCAGGGCGAGGCCUUAGCUGGUGACGGUUCGGAUCCGGUUGGCGCUGCUCUCUGCUUCUACAAAGGCCUGAAGGUCUACCCCGAACCCUCGUCACUUAUCGGCAUCUACGAUAACACCGUCCCAAAAGACAUCCUCGAGAUCCUGGCAGUCAUGGUAGCCCAGGACAAGAACUUAAAAGUGGGUUCUUUUGGUGCCAGCAAUGAGGGAGCAUCCGACAGCGGACCGGGCGUUGAAUAG
Exophiala viscosa is the source of this 516-nucleotide messenger RNA. RefSeq names its product mitochondrial outer membrane translocase complex, subunit Tom20 domain-containing protein. Lineage: Eukaryota; Fungi; Ascomycota; Eurotiomycetes; Chaetothyriales; Herpotrichiellaceae. The transcript is spliced from 3 exons. The record is from RefSeq and is a predicted model, not a curated record. Gene Ontology annotation, molecular function: transmembrane protein transporter activity. Gene Ontology annotation, biological process: tRNA import into mitochondrion; intracellular protein transport; protein import into mitochondrial matrix. Bases 1 to 516 code for a protein of 171 amino acids. Gene Ontology annotation, cellular component: mitochondrial outer membrane translocase complex; mitochondrial outer membrane.